AUGUCUAUAUAUUAUUUUAAUAUCGAUCACAGGCUGCUUCCUUAUAUGUGCUAACAGAAAUUCAAACAAAUACAGUUUUACCAAUAAGAUUCAGAACAAGAAAGAGUAAGACAGAUGCACACUAAACAUCUCUCUCUCCCUCUCUCUGUGUGUGUGUGUUUAUGAGUGAAAGCCUUUACAUUUUCACUGUUUUAGGUUUCAGCUCCAAGUCAUCCAAAACAUAAUAAAUGUAAACAUAAUUUAGUGGUUCUGUGAAUGAAUUAAGAACAGACUUGGACGUCUUCUGGAAAGUGACAUAAUGCAUGAAUGAAGUUUGAAUGAAGUAGGCGAGUUCGUUUGUGUGGCAGAGAGACGCACAAGCCCUCGUAGAAAGCGAAUCUUUUUAAUCCUUGCGUCGGUUUUUUUAUGCAUUCCCUUACGUAUCAUUUACCCCACUGCAAUCGUUAUACUGUUUUUCUCCGUUUUCAGAAUUAACCCCGAAAUGUCAAUACGUUAAUGCAAAGUAUUGGCCAGUAUUUUCAAUGGUGACAUACCGUUGGCCGUCGGUGACCACUCCCCCCUUUUGGGGACCGCUCGUUUUGAUUGGUCUUUGGACACACCCACUGCCGAGUUUAAGCCCGAUAGCCCCGCCUCUCCUCCGAAGUUCCGCGAGAUGCCAUUGGUCCUCAUUUGCAUACGCGACCGGAUUGGGCAGAACGACCGUCCGUCAUUAGGCAUCUGUACUCGCAGCAGUUCACAUAGAGCGUGCUGGUGUGUCAUAGUGGUGCAGAGAGGCAGCGAUACGCGGUGAGUAAUGCCGGCCUUGUUGCUUGAUGUCAGGACUGCUAUAGAGAGGAUGAAGGCGCACGCGGAUUCCCUCUGACCUUGGCAUCCUACAUGCAUUAACUAAAGUCUGCCCAUUGUCAACAUGGCAGAGCAAUGGACCGCAGUGCCCACUUCUAAUAUGGCGGCGCUGAACCGGGCUAGAUCAUUGACUGUUAUAUUCUUAAUUGUCAGCAGUUGUCUGAUCAGUAGCAUUGAUGGCAAAGACGCGCCAGAAGAGACUGUCAUCAUUGGCCUCCGGCUCGAGGACACCGACGAGGUGUCGUUUAUGGACAGAGGCUUUUUGCGCGUCAGCGAGCGCUCUCGUGUCAGGUUAAGGGUCUAUGGGCAAAACAUCAACAACGAGACGUGGUCCAAACUCGCCUUCACGGAACACAGCAUCGGCAGCGCACCUGCGGAGAGCCAGAGCCCCGGAGACGCAGCUGCCUCGCAUCCCUGCGGCAUCCGAUCCUCCGAUAUCAUCAUCCUUCCCACCGUGGAGGUAAACAGAAAGACAUCUGGGAUAAUUGAAGUAGAGGUGAAACCUUUGCGAAAAACUGAGAAAAGCAAAGUGUAUUACCUGUGCAUCGCCACCGCCACACCUGGCGCGCAGGACGCGUGGUCCGAGAGCACCUGGAUCUAUCACGAGGGGCACGACACUAAAGUGCUCGUGGUAGAGGAGAAAAAGUUCCUUCUGCCUUUCUGGCUGCAGGUGAUUUUUAUUGCCAUGUUGUUGUGUUUGUCCGGCAUGUUCAGCGGGCUGAAUCUGGGACUGAUGGCGCUGGAUCCCAUGGAGCUUCGGAUUGUCCAAAACUGCGGGACCGAGAAGGAGAAGAAUUACGCGAAGAAGAUCGAGCCAGUCCGAAGCCAAGGAAACUACCUUCUGUGCUCUUUGCUGCUGGGAAACGUCUUGGUCAACACCACUCUGACUAUCCUGCUCGAUGACAUCGCGGGAUCCGGGCUGAUCGCUGUAGUGGUGUCCACUAUAGGGAUCGUGAUUUUUGGGGAAAUCGUGCCACAAGCCAUCUGCUCCAGGCAUGGGCUCGCCGUGGGCGCGAACACUAUACUUCUCACUAAAUUCUUUAUGAUCCUCACUUUCCCUGCGUCGUACCCUGUCAGUAAACUCCUGGACCACGUGCUGGGGCAGGAGAUCGGCACUGUGUACAACAGGGAGAAACUUCUGGAGAUGCUCAGGGUGACAGAUCCGUACAAUGACCUGGUCAAAGAGGAGCUGAACAUCAUCCAGGGCGCUCUGGAGCUCAGGACUAAAACCGUGGAGGACGUCAUGACGCCUUUGCGAGACUGCUUCAUGAUCGCCGCCGAUGCCAUCCUGGACUUCAACACCAUGUCUGAGAUCAUGGAGAGCGGCUACACGCGAAUACCCGUGUACGAGGGCGAGAGGUGUCACAUUGUGGACCUGCUGUUUGUCAAGGACUUGGCCUUCGUGGAUCCAGACGAUUGCACGCCGUUGAAAACCAUCACCAAGUUCUACAGCCACCCUCUGCAUUUUGUCUUCAAUGACACCAAGCUGGAUGCCAUGCUCGAGGAGUUUAAAAAAGGUAAAUCCCAUCUGGCCAUUGUCCAAAGAGUGAACAACGAAGGAGAAGGAGACCCAUUCUAUGAAGUUCUGGGCAUCGUCACGCUAGAGGACGUCAUUGAGGAAAUCAUCAAAUCUGAGAUUCUAGAUGAGACGGACUUGUACACUGACAACAAGACGAAAAAGAGGAUAGCUCACAGAGAGAGGAAACAGGACUUUUCCGCUUUCAAACCCACAGAUAAUGAGUUGAGCGUGAAAAUAUCACCACAGCUUCUUCUGGCCGCACUGCGUUUCCUGGCAACUGAGGUGGAGUCAUUCAGUACGACUCAAAUGUCAGAGAAAAUCCUCCUGCGCUUGCUGAAACAUCCUAACGUCAUCCAGGAGCUUAAAUAUGACGACAAGAACAAGAAAAUGUCAGAGCACUACCUCUUUCACCGCAACAAGCCUGUGGAUUACUUCAUCCUCCUCUUGCAGGGGAAGGUGGAGGUUGAGGCGGGAAAGGAGGGGAUGAAGUUUGAAGCUGGUGCCUUCUCUUAUUAUGGAGUGCUGGCUUUAACAUCUUCACCAGUUCCUCUCUCCUUGUCUCGAACCUUUGUGGUGAGCAGGGCAGAAUCACUGGCAGGAUCUCCAGAAAAUAAGUCACCUCCACGGCCGUUCGGACUCAACCACUCGGACUCCCUGAACAGGAGUGACCGGAUGGAGGCGGUCACUCCCACGCUGGGCAGCAGCAACAACCAGCUCAACUCCUUCCUGCAGGUCUACGUGCCAGACUAUUCAGUGAGAGCCGCCUCUGACCUGCUCUACAUCAAGGUGACCCGCCAGCAAUAUCAGAACGCCCUUAUGGCAUCUCGCAUGGACAAGACGCCCCAGUCCACAGACAGCGAGUUCACCAAGAUCGAGCUGACCUUCACAGAGCAUCAGGAUGGACCACUGGACGAGUCGGCCACUCUUUUAACCACCAACGCACACAAACCCAACCACACCGGUCACAACGACGGGGCGAUUUAACCACCCUCAGCAAAGAGAGAUGGCGAAAGAGCGCAAACGGCUCCGCUAGCCUCUCCCUUUCCACGUACUGAGCGAGAGGCCUUCUCGUACACUGGGCAGCUUCACUUCCUCUCAUCAUGGUCGAUUUCAAUGGGGAACGUACGCAAAGACUACAAUGUGAAGGGCCGCAUAUCCCACAAUGCAUGCACUAAUGACCUUAACACCUUUUGUAGGCAGCGGAUCAGUCAGGGACCACCACAUCAUUCUCGCUCGCUCAUUCGAUCGAGGACGGACACACUUGAAACACACACUUUCACGUCGAAGGAGCAAGGUGACGACCCACACCACACCUCGACCAGACACCAUACCAGAAGGACAAAGAAAUAACGGUGCCUUUAGACAGCGCUCGGUUACUGUCAACAAACGAGGCCCCCGAGGGCCCCCGGGCCACACGGAGCUCUCCUAAAUCUUCCAUUCGACCCAGGAAGCCUGAGCAGAUGCAGCCACAGAUGAGAUGUCAGCGACCGGGAGGCUUGUAAACACGGAGAAUCGAUGUCCCCAAGCCCUUCGAGAAAAGCCAGAAUACAUCUCAGCCUAUCAGAAGAGGCCUCACGACCAAAGACAUUUGGCAUAGACAGGAGAAAACAGGCGGCAUAACUGUGGGUCCUUCGCGAGAAUCCGUUACAAAAACAGCAGCCUCGGACACGACACGCAUAAGCAGGCGUUUGUCUGGACUGUGCCAAAUAACAGACAACGAUUUCUGCCCAGGUUAAUCCACGUCACGCGCAGAUGUGCUACGUACAGCGUUCGCAGUACAAAGAAAUCAAAUGUGUUUACAUAUGAGGGCCUUUUUCAUCUAUAUAUAUAUAUAUAUAUAUAUAUUUAUAUACAUACAUUAUAUAGAUAUAUAUAUAGAGAGAGAAAGAGGGAAUUUUUAAUGUCAAUCCUGAUUGUGCUGAGGUACAGCGUCACCUAUUUUAAGGUGGAUAGAGUAUACGUCUCAUGACUGGUUCCAUUUUUACCUACGUCGGACCACUCUUUAUUAACGAUACGUUUUUGAUUUUUCAGUGCUUUUGUUGUAAUCACGUAACUCUUAAUUUUUAAAACAAACAUUUUGUAUGUCACAACUACCUUUCUUCAGAUAGUUGCUAGCUGCGUUUAGGACCUCAAAGACACUAUUUCAGGAACUUACACUGUAACUUAUAUCUCAUCUUCCGAUUACACUAUUGCUCUUUUAUCUUAUUAUUUUUUUAGCAAAGCUAUUCAUGUAGGACUCAAUGUCAUGGGAUUGUAAAAGAGGUACUUGAUGAUUUCCUGAAUUGAAAACAGAUGAAAAAGGAAAAUAAUUCAGCAUUAAUGUAUUUAUUUGGUUUAAGGUUACAUUACCGCUCUUGAUACAAAGGGGAACGAAUCUCUGGCUGAUGUUUUUAUCCGCUGACUGUUUGUUUGUUUUUUUGUUUUUUUUUAAAUCAGAACCUCCUGAGACGCUUCUGUCAGAUGCGUAAAGCCGCUGGAUUUAAGGACAUUCACGUCUCAAGUGUUUAUGUAGCAACCUCUCAGUGCAAUAGUGCAACAGCUAUGCAGGGACAAUCAUGACCAAUUAAUGUGCUCACAGGUAGGACAAAAUAUCCGAAAUGUAAACUAGCAGAAUUUAAUUUAAUGAGACUGAGAGGUAGAGUAAAUCUGUUAGAUUAACACAACUACUGUUAAGGGGCUUGAGAUGUUGAGUAGUGAUUGUUGAACACUAACAAAGGCUUCGGUCAGCAUUCCUGUUCUUCUGUUACAUUGACCGCUUAUUCCAUUUUUUUUUCACACUGCGUUAAAGAGAAACGCCCGUUCAUUUCACCUAAAGCAUUCGGUGAUGUCCUACAGAUCAGAUCAGUGUUUUCACAUUGGAUCGCCUGCCUUAGAAAAGAGGAAACGUCUUCAAAAAUGUGGUGCUCUAACAUGCGGUUUGAGUCUGUCAUACACUGCUGCUAUUUUCAAUUUUGAAUGUGUAUAGAGAUACUGUACAGUCAUAAAUCAGAGAGUACUAUUGUAUGCUUACAUACUAUAAACCAGACAAUGCUAUAUCAGAUUUAAAUAUAAACAUAUAUAUAUAUAUAUAUAUAUAUAUACAUAUAUAUAUGCAGAUGGAAAUUGCUAUAAUAAAACAG
This is a messenger RNA of Puntigrus tetrazona (Sumatra barb), 5481 nucleotides long. RefSeq names its product cyclin and CBS domain divalent metal cation transport mediator 2a (gene cnnm2a). Gene Ontology annotation, biological process: magnesium ion homeostasis; transport. The record is from RefSeq and is a predicted model, not a curated record. Gene Ontology annotation, molecular function: magnesium ion transmembrane transporter activity. Gene Ontology annotation, cellular component: plasma membrane. The transcript has 8 exons. The coding region runs from base 908 to 3346 and encodes 812 amino acids. Lineage: Eukaryota; Metazoa; Chordata; Actinopteri; Cypriniformes; Cyprinidae.